AUGGCCUCGCCUGCCGCCACAGCCUCCCCGCUGGCAAAGGCUGCCGUGGGCGUGCCGGGGCGUGGAGUACGUCCACUGCAGACUGGGCUCUCUUCGCGGCUACCGUCCGCGCAGCUCGGGAAACGUCAAGCCCGUAAGUCGUCUCUCCCCAGCUGUGCCUCGCCAUCGUCUUCUGUGACGGACGCGGGGGUUUCUUCCCCUCGCCGCCAGGGUGCGCGAGUAGAGAGAACAGCCACGGCAACGGGGCGGCCUACCCAGCGUCGAGUCUCGGGGCGUGGGGCGUCCGCUCAGAGAACUCUGAAAUCGAGCUCAGGGGGCGUACUUCAAGCGCAGGCAGUGACUGGCCCUGUUUCGUGCUCGACCCCCUGCGAGUCGAACGGCCAUGAUUUCUCUUCGAGUCCUUCGGUCAAUUUCUUCGAUUCCCCUUCGUCCCGUCCCUUGGGUUCUGCGUCUGCCUCUUCGUGUUCUACCUCUUUUUCUUCUUCGCUUUCGUUGGGCUCUCCUCCGGCCGUGCUUUGCCCUUGCGACUCUCUCUCUGGUGUGUCGAGUUCUCUGGAGGCAGCGCGGUGUCUCGUUGCCUCGACGAACCCGCCUGCGUCUACGUCCGUGCGUCCGACGGUUUCGCCUGCAUGCGAGGCGUGCGACGACGGCUCAACGGAUGAUGAGCAUCCUUCUGCGCUCUGGGACGAUGGCGAACAGCGUAGAUCUGCCCUCGGCGCGGGAGGGGUAGAAACGUGCAAGGGUGAGGAAGUAGGGAAGGCGAGGAGAGGAGGACUCGCGUCGAGAGACGACCCAGGAGAAGACCGUGGUGGACCGACUUGUGCGGACGAGUGUGCGAGCGUCCACGCAGAGGACCAAAGACCUCUCUAUUCGCCGAGCGUCCCGUGCCCGUUUUUUUCGUCUCACGUUCGUUCCACCUCGCCUUCGUCCCCUCCGCGCUCAGGCGAGUUGCGUCUGCCUGAAGACAGCCAAGCAGAGAGUCUCUGCGUCCUGGAAGCGAGGGCGAGCGAUCGCGCCAAGGGGAAGAACGACGCAAGCGCCGAAAGAGAAGUUUCUCGUCGUCUCACCUCGACUCCUACUGACGCAGACGACCGCAUGACCUCUUCUCUUCUCGACGCUCCUUCCGGCAGCAAAUCAGCCUCUCUCCCUUCGUCAACUUCCUCCCUCUCUUCCCCGUCCUCGCCCCUGUCUCCUCCCCUCGUCUGGGCCGCAGCGCAGUCUCUCUCGGCGCAGGACGGUGUGUGUCGCCUUUCGCGCCGAGGCAACAGAGACUCGCGAGGUUCCCUCCUGCCGCAGUUUUCCAGCACGCGGGCGUCGCCUCCGCGUGCGCCCCUGCCUGCGCAGUUCCACCGCAAAUCAAAGUCUUGGGUCGCCUCGCUCUUCGGCCAGGCAGUGCAGUCUCCCUUCUCUCCGCCUCCGUCGGACGAACCAGAGGAUGAGACGGAGUUUCCGCGGCUCGAGAGCGACGCGAACCACAGAGUCCCCAGUGCACCCUCGCUCGCCUCGCGUCUCGCUCACCAUUUCCUUCCCUGCUUCAGAAAAGGCUUCGACCGCAGCCACGCUUGCAGUGACCUCGUUCGCCAAAUCCAUAGCGGCUUCGCAGGUGGAGGCCGACAUCUUUUCGCGUCGGCUUUCUGGGGACCCGGCGCGCCAGCGCUACUGGUCCCUCUGGCGCUUCUUUGCGAUCCUGCGGCGUAUGCGGAGGAGCUCUUUGCUUUUCCAGCUUCACGUUUCGCGAGGAUUCCGCUUCUCGUCGAUGCCGACGGCUAUCUCUAUCGCUACGUCCCCGAGCACAAUGUCCGUGAGUUGGAGUUUUUCCAACUCGUCCAGCUCGCCUACGAGCGCGUCUCUGUCGCCGAGGCCUCCCCGCGGUCUGCGCGGUUCUCGGCUCCCCACCCCCUGCAGGCGCUGCUGGCUGAAGACGCCGCACGAUUCCCCGAGGCGAGAAACGCAGAGCGAGGCCCGAGGCGACGCAACGGCCCCAGGAGCGUCGUCCGUGGAACCGAGCGAGGAGUCGAGGGCGAAAGCGAGAUCGAGGGCGACGAUGCUGGUAGUUUCGGAGGAGACGAGCAGGCUUCCGACUCUCGAGAGACAGCGGAGUCUUUGCGGCGAUCCGCCCUGGAGCGCCUUCACCUGCGGCCUGACGAACUGUCUCCAAAUGUGGCCACGACCUCGUCCCGGCGAGAGUCCCAAGAGAACAAACACAGGCCCUUCUGGAUCGUCUCGCCUCGGGGGGUAGGAGCGGAGCCUGCGUCUCGGGAGAGAGAAGGCGCGAAAGAGCAGGAGACGGAGAGACAGGAGACGCCGGCUCCGACGGCGUGGGUUGCAGCCCAAGACGCAGACGCGCCUGCGUCGUGGCCUCAGCGGCUCGUUUCCAGAGGAAGAGACGCAAGCGCAGGAAUUGCCGACGUCCAACGACAGAUUCGCCGCGCAGCCACGCUGUUCACGGAGACUGUCUCCGAGUCGCUCUCGGGCGUCGUCUCUCUCUUCCCUUCGCGAGAUUCCUGCGAGGGUCCCGACGUGGAUUUGGAGAUUGUCGACUCGGGGGCGAUCGACCGGCCGCUCAGCACUGCGUCGCUGGCGUCCUCCCCCCGUUCGUCGCGGUCUUCCCGCUCUGUGUCGUCCUGCUACAAUCGAGGGAUUGGGCGCAGUCGACAGAGACUGGGACAAGGCGAGACAAAAGAAGAAACCGAAGAAGAGGACGAAGGAAACCGAGACGACGGGGACGGCGACGUGGUCAGUCGGGCUGUGGGGCCGAGCCUCGGGCGGCGAGGGCGCGGAGAGACAGAGGGGCCAAGAGGUGGAGAGGAAGUUGCCGCGAAGCACGCAUCAUCAGAGGAACCGUGUCACGAGUCGGUGAACGCGAAGGAGGAGGAGAAAUCCUCGUUUCUCUCUCGUCUCCUGAGCCACGCGGAAUUGUCCUCCGUCGGCGAGCGCCUGGACGGCCUCCACGGCGAAGUGACGAGACGCGUCUCCGGUCUUCGGUCCUGGUCAAAGUCGUUUCACAUCCCCAGCGGCACAGCAGCGCAGGGCGCGCUGGAACGAAACGCCGAAACGCCCGAGCGUGGCGAAUGUUCAACGGGACGACGAAGAACCCAGGAAGGCCCGAGACACCAAGUGCUCAGGAACGCCUUUCCUGAUCACGCGCCGGCCCAGUCUCCCCCUUCUUCGUUUUCGUCUUUCCCGCGGGGCUCCAGCCCAGAGGAGCGGCGAGCAAGCGAGAGCUCCGCGCAAGGUGACCACGGAGCCGCGUCCGUCUCGGCGUCCCAUGGAGAGCCGGACGAGGCGUGGAGACGCAUGUGUCGCUCGCUGGCAUUCCUGAAACAGAACCGAAUCGUUCCAGAUUUCGCUGGCGUCGCGCUCGUUCGCCCCGGCGGCGCGGCGUUGCAGGACGCGCAGCGGCGCCGCCUCGCGCGCGUCUACGCAGCGGAGGAAGCCCGCAAGAGCGACGAGCGCGAACUCAGAAAGCGGUCGGCAGCACGCAUGCAGGACCGUCCCUCGUUCGCCCCCGAUGGGCUGCAGCGUCUCCCCCAGCCCACCUUCGAAUCGUCUGUAGAUUUCGCGUUCUCGCCCUUUGCGGUCUCGCGCGAGGCUGUGCACUCUCCCGAUUCGACGGAUUGGCAAGUCGGCGAGCGGACGCUUGUCUGGGAGAAGCUCGACGACGAGGUUCGAGGCGGACGAAGCCAUGCACGAGACGCGAACACGCCUCGCGACGGCGUCCUUAUGCUUCGCCUGCACAUUCCUCUCGCUCAGCCCGCGAUUCCGUGUCUCCUCCAAGUGAAACUCGGCCGCAGCUUCAUCGGAUCGCAUGCAGGCGACCCCGCGGCGAGCGUUCGCCAGUUCGCCGACUCGCUGGGCCUCAGCCAGCGAAGCCGCACGACUCUGCGAAUCCGCCAAAGAGUCAAAGCGGCUCUCUUCGAGGCCUACGACCCUGGGACCGCAGCCAAGAUGCUGACGAAUCUCGCACCUGCCGACGUGGGCCUCGGAGACGUUGCGCCCUUCCUCUCUGUCGAACAACUCCAGGCUCUCCUCAAGAGCUGGCAGCAAGCAGAGGAGUGCGGAGGUGUGAAGCGUGUGACGUUCGACCGCAUGCAGUGCGCGGGACUGGAUGCAGCCGAAGUUCUCCAGCUUCUUCACCGGUUCCUCUCCCUCCACCGCCAGGUGGCGAGCGUCUGUCUCGUUAAGAUCUCGGCGCUGAUCGAAUGGCUCCGGCACCAGCCGUUUUUCCGCUUCUACUCCACCUCGCUGUUCCUUUUCGUGGACCUGAGCGAUCCUGCGGCGAGUGCCGAUUGCCGGUGGGCCUCCUUCUCCCACGCCGUUCGCCGAGACGGCCGGCACGCGCUUGCGGGGGAAUUUCGAGACGCCAGAGCAGACGGAGCGAUUCCGGUGACGCGGGCGCCUAAACCUAGUCAGGAACGAGGCCUGUCGUCUCCGACGUACGCGGGUGCGCCCCCACGCGCUUCUCACCUGUCGCCUGGCGGUGCGCCGUUCGGACGCGGCGAGCACGCACCAGAGAGAGGGAAAAGCGAAGAGCGGACGAACCGGCUCCGGUGGAGAGAAGACGAGAGCCUAGACGAAGUUAACGCGGGAGUCUUGGAGGGGCUCGAAGCCAUACGCGAGGUCGCUCGCGCCUGCAUUUGGGGGACGUGA
This is a messenger RNA of Neospora caninum, 4650 nucleotides long. RefSeq lists its product as hypothetical. The record is from RefSeq and is a predicted model, not a curated record. Lineage: Eukaryota; Apicomplexa; Conoidasida; Eucoccidiorida; Sarcocystidae. The transcript has 8 exons. Gene Ontology annotation, biological process: inositol phosphate biosynthetic process. Bases 1 to 4650 code for a protein of 1549 amino acids. Gene Ontology annotation, molecular function: kinase activity.